GCACUUUACGGACACCCUUCUUUUUUUGACAUUUAAAGUAAAAGGGAAAAGGUGUUGUUGUUUCUGUUUCCUUGAAAAUAAUAAUAUACAAUUACGUCAGGUGUUGUGUGAUCAUCUUUUCCUACUGUCAGUUGUGCGAUCCGAAUUGUUAAUUGGUUAAUUUAUCCAACAAGAACUAUUCUUAACUGUAUUAUCAAUGUCGUGAUGCUUUUCAGCGCUAGUCAAGACAGGGAUUUACAAGCCCGAGUUCAACUCGUAACCCGGAUUCGUUCACUACAAACAACUGAUCAUGUUUUACCAACACCAUAUUUUCAAAUUGAUCCAUCCCAUGGAACAAUUGUGCUGGGAAACAAUCGGUUAUUUCAUUUGGGCAAUGUUCUCCCAUUUGAUUGUCCUCAACAGGCAAUAUUCAAAGGAUAUGUCGAGCCAAUUGUCAAUGCUUGUUUUGAUGGUUUCAACAUAACUGUAAUAGCGUAUGGACAAACUGGAUCUGGGAAAACAUUUACAAUAUUUGGACCUGGAUUGCUCUACACCAUGAAUGAAUCUGAUUUUGGUAUGGUUCCACGGACUGUUCGUAACUUGUUUUACAAAGCUAAAGAAUACCCCGGAAGACAGAUCUCUAUCCAAGCAAGCUAUUUAGAAAUCUAUGAUGAAGAAAUUCAUGAUCUUCUGAGUAUGGAACCCUUUCAUGGUGAAAUUACUGUACAAGAAGAUCAAAAUGGAGAAAUCAUCAUCACUGGAGCAACACAAAUGGAAUGUCAUACCAUUGAUGAUGUAUUUAGCUGUCUUGAAACUGGUCUGGCUUUAAGACAUACUGGGCCCAUGUUAAAUCAACUCUCAAGUAGAUCCCAUGGAAUUUUCACACUCUAUAUGCAACAGGCAUGGACACAAGAUGGAUGUUUGUAUGAAGUGUGUUCUAAACUCCAUUUUGUCGACUUGGCUGGAUCGGAAAGACUUGGCCUCGGUGUUACCAGUAAUCAUGGAAACGACGAUACACAACUAACAGGAUUUCAGGAACCAUUUUCCAUUAAUUCUGGCCUUCUUGCGUUAAGUAAUGUCACGGCUGCAUUGGGUGAUCCUAGAAGAAAAGCUAGCCACGUGCCUUAUUGGGAUUCGAAAUUAACCUACAUUCUGAAAGAUUCACUGGGUGGUAAUGCCUUCACCUUGAUGAUUGUGUGCCUUUCUCCUUCGGCUUCUGAUUUGGAAGAGACGACGAAUACGUUGAAGUUCGCAUCAAGGGCAGCAAACAUUUGUAAUCGCCCAGUAGCGAAUGUCCGCCUUACACCGAUAGCUAAUAUUCCUUUGAUGGCAAUGGGCAUAAACGCUCGCCCUUUUAAUUUGGCUGGUGUGACGGAACUUGUGUCACCGCCUAACAUUCCGCAAUUUCAAAUGAAUGAAACUCCAUUUACUUGUCAAGCUAAUCCUAUGAGGGACAAUGAAGAAAAUCGAUCUGUAUAUCAUGAUCCUGAACAAACAGACGGAGAUGAAGUUUUUAGAUUACGAUUCGCAGCAAGUCAGUGGCAAUUACUGGUGACCAACGCCGAAACACUUUUAAAUGAGUUGGCUGCAUCUGGGUUGCUUGGAAAUGACACCAAAAACAAAAUAGAAUCUUGGCUUUGUUUGAAAGAGGAAUACGCAAACUGUAUUGAUCCCGAUUUGUUAACCAUCAAACCGCGAAACAGAAUUCAGAGUGAUACCGAUGGCAGUCACCUGACAGACUUGCCUAUCACAACAAGCAUAUUUCACACCAGUGGUGAAUCUAAAACACUCCAUGUCAUUGAAGAGGUAUCCGAGCCCACUCCAACCCGUGAACUUUCUUCUGAACUGAGUAACAGGCAUGAUCGGUCGUCCAUAGACUCGUCAUCUGAUGGGUCUCACUUUACGGAGCAACUGGAUAUAUUAAGGCAGCAAUUUAGAGAAACAACUGACCGUUUAAUCUCAAGCAUCGAGUCAAUGUAUGAUAACGCAACGUCUUUAGAAUGGGGUGCAUCAAAUCCUAUUGAUUUAUCUCAACACGCUGAAUUUGACCGCGAACAAUCAACUAGCAAUUAUAAAAGUGGGAAUACCAGUCCGAAACCUCUAAGAACUGGUCGAAGAGUUAGUAUAUUCGGUCUUUCAAAUGCAGUAGACCAACAGCCUCUAAUAGGUGAAACUCGUUUAUCAACUCCAGAAUCUGUAAAUAAUGAAUCAUCAUCUAAUCAUCCAAUUGAAGGGAGCCUGAAAGUCGGAGGCGAUGCGGAAGACGAUGCAUGUCGAGAAAUGCGACAUUCUGCUGAGAUUUCAGAAAAACGACAACUCCUUACAUGGAAAACGAACAAACAACUUAAAAAAGCUCACCAAACCCUUGAGGAGCUCAAACGGACAGUUUCUUUGAAGGAGGAAUAUGUGGAUUUUACUCGUGACAGCAAAGAAAACGAACAGACAAAAACUCACCAGGAGAAAAUUCAGAAAUCGCUUAAGCAGGAUAGGGUCCCUCAUCAAUCCGAUCUAAAUAUUCCACCCCGCCAUAGGAAACAGUCAGAAGACAACAGUGAUGAAUGCAGCAGUCCCAUCGAACAAGAAAGCGACAACGUCACUGACGGUGAACGAACAAUCGGCCAACAGCGGGCUGAGAUUAUACGCUUUGAACACUGUUUAAAAAACAUGGCAGAGUUGCUAGAUCUAACUGCGCGGGCUCCUCGGAAAGUUGGCGAACUGGAGCGAAGUCUGUCCAUUAUGAAGGACCAGCAAUCGGUUCUAAAGGAGCAGCUUCGUCAAGAGAACGAGAAGAAAAAAGAGUUGAAACAAGAAAUAGAAAAGGAUCAUGUGCGUAUAGUUGAACUUGAACGUCAGCUACAGGAACAACGAGUUAGUUCCGAAAUGCGUUUCCUUGAACUUUGCAGUGAUAAAGACGGCACACCUGGUGAAUCUGAAUUGGAGCACAAGUGGCGCUGGCUGGUAGCAGAGGAGGAACGUUUGGUCGAACUGCGUACAGCCAUAACGUGGCGCUCCGAAGAACUAGAAGAGAAGCAGAGUAUACUGGAAAAAAGGGAAAUAGCCCUUGACAAAUCGAAAAAUCAAAGCGAAACCGAAAAGAGCCACACAAGUUCCAUCGGCGAUGUAGGAAGCAAGCGGAAAAAAGAUAUGGAGUCAAAUGAUAAAAUCGUUCAAACAUCAGGCAGUUCGUUUCUUAAAUAUAAGCUGUCCGACCUACAGUCGAUAUCCGGAAAUGAUAAUCCCACUGACAAGGAGGCCAUUCGCAAAGAGAUUCGUAAAAUGAGACACACGAGAGACUCUUUGGUUCAACAACGGCAAGAACUCGACGAAAGGCAGCACAGGGGGCGCGACUUGGAUGCCAGCGAGGAACGCCGCAUGCUCGAGUUGGACGAAGCCAUUGAAGCUGUUGACGCAGCGAUCGAGUACAAGAAUGAAGUUAUUUGCAGUCGACAUUACGAAUUGAAAAGCUCGACGGAGGACGGAUUGCUGUGUAGACUCAUGAGUUUAACGCACACUGAAACACGCUCUCUCCUUUGUAAAUAUUUUCAAAAAGUGAUUGAUUUGCGGGAAGGCUCAAAGAAGAUGGAACAGCAGUUUGCGGAAUUGGAAGCUCAAUUCGAGGAUCAAAGUCGUUACGUCCGCAAAUUAUCGGCGGCGUUGAAGCACACGCAGCUGGAAAUGGAGAGGCGGCAGCCGUCGCACCAGCGACAUUACGAGCCCAAAGCCACCACGGUUCAAAGGCAACUCGACCAGGAUUCGAGCGUCUGCGGCGGCGGCGGCUACGACGGCGACGGGAAGUUGAGUCAUCUGGACGACGAGUCCGAGUACCAAAACAGCCGCGACUUGCGAAGGCAGCUGCGUGACCUCUUGAGCGUCACGCCCAAACAUCGAACGGGAGGCAAUAGCAACACCGUCUCAGGUGUGGUGCCCGUUACUUCUGAGCUGGCGCCAAGUGCUUGCAGCAGUCGCACUCCUAGUCUGUUGGGUCUUCAAGCUGUCCAGGCCUUGCAUCAGAAGAUUACAGGGCUGCACCGCAUGCGGGGUCGACAGACGGCGCCGGAAACGACGACGACCGUAACGCGAGAGAAGAACAAACUCAUUAUCAAACAGCAGACGGUCCAACCCGAAACGAGAGAUACCAAACGCCGCCAUCGCUGAUUUAUUUCGGGAUGGUGCCCACUACCUUAUUAGAGUGGCAAUGUGAAAAGGCGCAGUUUAGAAGGGGCCCCGUGAUCGAUGCCCAGAAUGCAAGCAAUGAAGAUCCGCUUCACAGCCGUAGGACACAAGACCGAUGGUCCAAUCAAGCUGAUGUAUCGCAACGCAGCGGCAAUAGAGCUAUCUUAUUCUCUUUUUGAAAGAAAAAAAAAAUAAAGGAAAAAAUAACCAAAAUAACAAAAAUAAUGCAAAACUUGUGACUCUCCAGGAGGAUCCUUUUACAGUUGAAUCAUGCGGCGCGUCGUCUAUCUUUUUGUUUUAUAUUUCUCCUUUGAAUGGCUGAAAUGCUUUUGUUAUCGUCGCUGGUGUAUAGGUAGUACGUUUUUCUUUUCUUUCAUAGAAGCAAUUAAGCAUUUGUGUAUGAAACAGCAGAAAAUCAAGCGACAAUAAGAAAUGGCUGCGACGAGAAAUGUUUCCGCGCCAGCCGACGCUAACGGUUGUGUGUACGCCACUCAGCGUUCUCAGGGGGCAAUGAGCACAAAAGGAUGGUCCGGUAGAUCCGGGUUAUAUUCAAAUUUCAUUCGCAGAAGAAGAAUUCUUGUAUUUUGAAAGCCUUGACGUCAAUGAAAUGAACACAGGGUUUCUAUACUGUACUUUAUAGUUGAAGAAUAAAACACAGCUUAGACUAGCGAAUGAAUUCCAAUUCGUUACGCUGAAGAAAAACAAAAAAGAUUAGCCCCUUGUUAUAUUCAGCAUUUAAAAAAAGGGGAAGUUCAUUCAGACUGUGACAUCACACCCAAACUCCCCAACUACUACCCGGGCGUUUGACGGGGUUUUUUCAGACUCUCGGACAAAGGUGAUCGCUGCCGCUGCUGUUCAUGGCCUAUGGAAAAACGUUGAACGCUCAAACCCACUUAACUUUCCCGGUAUCGCUUCGGCUAUCUCUGAUCUUGCGAAGCGGUUUCCUUUGACUUCCAAGUUUCCUCAUUCUCAUCUGUUUGUUCGUUUUCUGUUUUUUUUUUUCUAUUAUAU
Molecule: messenger RNA, 5163 nt
Organism: Daphnia pulex (common water flea)
Lineage: Eukaryota; Metazoa; Arthropoda; Branchiopoda; Diplostraca; Daphniidae
Gene: cos
Product: kinesin-like protein KIF7
Exons: 19
Coding region: 205-4134 (1309 amino acids)
Biological process (GO): microtubule-based movement; mitotic spindle organization
Molecular function (GO): ATP binding; microtubule binding; microtubule motor activity
Source: RefSeq, a predicted model, not a curated record